This is a messenger RNA of Striga asiatica, 462 nucleotides long. Lineage: Eukaryota; Viridiplantae; Streptophyta; Magnoliopsida; Lamiales; Orobanchaceae. The record is from the annotation of a GenBank genome assembly.
AUGGACAUAAUAACAACAAACAACACAGGCGUAGAAUCCGGAACUCUUGAUUCCGCGGGUGCAAAUGUUGCAGCCUCGAUUGAAUAUAUAAAUAGAAAAUUCAAGGAGAAGAUGGUGCUCGUGACAUGUUGUGUCGACAAUGGCAUUCGGAAGAAGCGCACAGUUUGGAUGAAGCCAGAAAUUGCAACUCGCGCAUGCGUAAGCCUCUACCUGUGUAUCUUUGAGUCGGCGGCGGUUAACAGUCUGGGCGCACGGGAGAUCGAGCCUGAACCCACAGUCUCGAUCAUCAACCAUCGGACACUCGUAAAAUUUGCUCCCGCAAAUCGACAAACAUCGUUUGCAAUCAUAUCCUGCAUUGUCAUCUUCUUCCGGGCGGCGGCGAUGGUGUCGGAGGAUGAGGGGUCCCUGGGGUGCAGGGGAUGGCCCGGGAGUUGGGGAGGGAGAGAUUUGUCGGAGCAUUGA